GUCGACCAUCCAUUGGCUGUAGAGAUGCGGCGAGUUCAAAACAUCUUGUUCCCUUGAAGUAAGAAACAGAAGGGAAAUAUAUUUCAUUAGCACAUUUUGACAUCUUAAUUAAUAACAAAGUGGUGCAGAGGUUUGAUAUCUUGCUGAUGUCACUGACAGAGUUUAACUUGGUGCGACUAGAAGACAUCACAGCCUUCGGCAUAUUCUAUAUCUUGACAGUUUAACUUUAAGUGCUGAAGACUCCGGUUCCAGUCUUCAGACGUAAACCUUCAAAUUUUCCAUGGAGAAAGUUAUACCAGUUAGAGUGGCACUGCGAUGUCGGCCGCUGAUACCGAGGGAGGUGACUGAAGGGUGUCAGCUAUGUGUCCGGUUCACACCAAACGAGCCGCAGAUAGUGCUCGGAGUUGACAAAGCGUUUACUUACGACUUCGUCUACUCUCAAAUACACUCUCAGGUUGCGGUAUAUGAGGCUGUGCAGCCAUUGAUUGGAAGCAUUAUGAAAGGCUGCAAUGCUACAGUCCUGGCAUACGGUCAGACUGGCAGUGGGAAGACGUACACAAUGGGUGGGUGUUUUUGCGCCUGCUCUGCACAAGAGGAAGAUGAAAACGAGUUGGGUGUUAUUCCUCGCGUGCUGCGUGAUCUCUUCUCCAGCAUCGACAAGCAAGCUGAGGAAAAACUGUUCACAGUGAAGGUUUCUUACCUUGAGAUCCACAAUGAGGACCUGCACGAUCUCCUCUGUCCUCCUGCUAAGCGUGAAUCUCUCUCCAUUAGAGAGGAACUUCAGGGAGCGAUCAAGAUUCAAGGCCUGAGAGAGGUUCUAGUUACCAGUUACGAGGAAACUCUUCGUUGUUUUGCUCACGGAUCAAUGGGAAGAACAACAGGUGCCACGGCCAUGAACAACACGUCCAGUCGAUCACAUGCCAUCUUCACUAUUCACAUAGAACAGACAAGCAAGACUGAUGGAAUGGACAUUGUGCGAUCCAAGUUUCACCUAGUUGAUCUUGCUGGUUCGGAAAGAGCAAAACGCACACAAGCUGAAGGAGAAAGAUUCAAAGAAGGUAUCAAUAUUAACAAAGGACUUCUCGCUCUCGGAAACGUCAUCAGUGCUCUAGGGGAUGAGACACAAAAGCGCAGUCACAUUCCCUAUCGUGAUUCCAAACUGACCAGACUCCUGCAAGAUUCUCUUGGUGGUAACAGUGACACACUAAUGAUUGCGUGUGUGAGUCCAGCGGAUACAAAUUUGGAAGAAACACUUAACACACUGCGUUACGCUGACAGAGCGAGGAAAAUAAAAAAUAAACCCAUUAUCAAUCGAGAUCCACAAACUGCAGAAAUAAUGAGGCUGAAAUCACUCGUUCAAGAGUUGCAGGUUCAGCUUAUUCAAGGAGGUGGCACGGAAGGACUGGUGGGUGGUACUGUACUGCAGGAUUUGGCCAACAGUAAUUACAACUCAUCAAAUGAAAAAACAUGGUUAAACAAACUGAAAGCUUUAGAGGAUGAAAAUAUGGAGUUAUCUCAAGAACUUCAGCUAUCUGUGGAACAGAACACCAAAAGUUUAGAACGGGCCAUUCAGCUGGAGUUAGUGCGUGACAAACUGAAAGGAAAACUUCAAGAAUUUAAAACACAAACAGGAGUGGACUUUGAGUUGUUAAGCACAAGCAUUGAUCCCGAGAUAAACCCCAAUGUGAAAGAAGAGUUGGAAAAACUCAGGAAGUUAGCUGAAACUCUAAGGUCUCAAUCUGAUGAUGAGAAAGAUGAUAAUCUGUUCUAUGCUGCAUCUGAUGACAUAGAAGAGGAGGAUCGAGAGAACAUUGUUUACACCCCAGACACACGUGCGAUAUCCAACCAGUAUGUGUUACGCCAGGCUCAAAUGGGACGUGAGUUGGAGGAACUUAACAGGUUGCUGGCUCGUAAGGAGGAACUGGCCAAUCAGAUGACUCAUAAUGACAGCAAGAUGGACUCCAUGAGAGAACAGUAUGAAUUACUUGCACAGCAAACGGUGAAGGACAUGGAAAGUAAAGUGGCUGAGUUACAGCAUGAAAAGGAGAAGAUGAGUCAGGCCCUGAUAGACGCACGGACAAAUUCAGCCGCUUCCAAAGUCAGUGAACAACGACGCAAACGACUUCAGGAACUAGAAAACCAGAUAUCUAGUUUUAGGAAGAAAAUAAACGAGCAGAACAAGAUGUUGAAGAUGAAAGACCAGUCUGAGAAACAGGUCUACAAGCUCAAUGCAGACAUUCAGUCGAUGAAACAGCAGCGUGUGAAGUUGAUGAAGCAGAUGAAGGAGGAUGCGGAACAGUUCCGCAAGUGGAAGCAGCAGAAAGACAAAGAGGUCCUACAGCUACAGCAGAAGGGCAGGAAGCAGCAGUUUGAGAUUCAAAAGAUGCAGAAAAGUCAAGAAAAGCAACAGCUUGUGCUGAGAAGAAAGACAGAGGAGGCUGCAGCAGCCAACAAACGACUAAAAGACGCACUUGCAAGACAAAGGGCUGUCAUGGAAGAAAGAAGUCAGAAACUUGACAAAUAUGACAGCACAUCUAUUGGAAAAAGAGUUAGGUCCUGGCUAAGUCACGAACUGGACGUGCGUGUCGGGAUCAGUGAAGCAAAAUAUCAUCUGAGCAGUCUGUUGAGUGAUAGGAAACUUCUCACCAGUCAGGUGACGGCACUCAAAAGUGCUCAGAAGAAUUCAAUGGAAGACAAAUCAUUUGAUGAAAAGCAACAACAGAAAGAAAUUAAGACAUUAGAAAAUGAAAUUGAACUUAGAAAUGUCCAGAUUGCUGAUAUCCAACAGAAGAUUGUUGAUGCAGAUCAAGACAGUAAAGGCAAAUCUACAUGGGAAAGUUUACAUACAAUGACUGAGGCAAAGAUUGCACUGAAGUGGCUUUUAGAUCAGGCUGUGACUGCUAAAGCAGAUGUUUCAGUCACCCGAUCUGAACUGAAGGAAGCCCAUGAGGUAAAUACAGACACCAGCCACUCGGCAGAACUACUCGAGGAAGAUAUAAAGACUCUUAAACAGCAGCAUGAGACGGAAAUAACAACCAUGCAGAAAGAGCACGAAGAGAAGAUUUUGUACCUGUUGUGUCAGUUAAAUGCAGACAGUGAGAAGAUUAACACUUCACUUGAUGAAGAAGUUAAAAAGAAGCUCAAGUUCCAGGAAAUGGAGAUUGAAAAAUUCAGCAAUCUUCAUGAGCAGCUGACAAAGAAAACUGAAGAAAAUGAAACCCUGAAAAAGCAACUGACACGAGCAAUGUAUCAAGGAAAGAAGAUGGCCUUGAUGCCAAGUAUAAUGGAACCUGGCACGUCACCGUUUCUCUCCCCGGUCCCCAAGCCUACUAGAAAACCGAAGACGAAACCAAAGGAAAAGGAGGAAGUGAUAACACUGGAAGAGCUGUUUGAGGACUGGGAUGACGAACCGAGUGCUGGGGACAGCGACUCUGACUGGCAGCCUACUCCGAAAUUUAAACGACACAAACCAAAAAUAGCAAAGAGGAUUUCUUCAGUGCCCAGUAGUGAAAACAGUAGCAUGAACAGUACAUUCUCAGUGGAUGAUGAAAAAGCAAAUGCAGCUGCAUUAAAAACUAAACAACGAAGAAGAACAAAGGUAGUGUUAAAAGAACUUGGAAAUGACGUCGUUAGGAGCUCAGAUGAGUUUCAGAAGCCGUUAGUGAAUGAAAGAAGAAAACGCAGCAGCCAGGGAAGACCGAAGAGUGAAAGUGGCGAGUUGGAAAAGUCAUCGGACAAUGAUUCUCAGAAAGUGAACAGCCAGGAAAAAGUUACGGAAAUUGAUCAUAAGUCUGUGUUGAAAGGUGGCAUUAAGAAACGGAGGCUUCACGACUCCAACAGAUCCAGUCUUUUCUCACCACUGACUUAAUUAUGUAUCCCAGAUUGAAGGGAUGUUAUUACCAGCAUCAAUAAUGAGGUGCAUUCAGAAUGUUGCGAGCUCAAGUUACAUCUACUGGAGCAAUGUAAAAUAUUUGCAUAAACAUUUUUCAAUGUGGUCAUUUUGUACCUCGGUACAUUUGAUCCAGUGCUGCUUUAAGUUUGCUAUCCAGUCAUGAUCGAAGAGGACUCUAAAAACAUCUUCAACAAAAGCAAUGGAGCAAAUUAGUUUUUCUCCAUAAUUCACCUUAAAGUUGAGAUAGGUGGUGAAAUAACUACGUCAACAAGAGGAAUAUGAGUUGUGAGUUCGGCCUCACUGUCAACCAUGAGCAUGAUUCCCUCUUGAUCAUUUCAUAACAUUGACAAACAUUUUGUCCGAUCUGCUUUGUAAGCCCCAUUAAUCAUAGUGCCUGUAUGAAUGUAACUGCAUCUUUUUGAACUCUGUAUGUCCAAAAUUGAAAACCGUGAUAUGGUACAUUCCUGUAAUAUCACCAUUGGUUUUAUUACAUGAAAACUCGUUUUAUAUGGAACAUGGAUAUGCUAAGGGUAUUUUUAAUGCCCCCAGUCCAGUUUAUACAAUUUUUAUCCAAUAUAUACAAUUUUGAUGUUAAAUUAAGUCAUUAGGUGUCCACACACACACACACACCCCCCCCCCCCCCCCAGCCCCCACCCUGUUUAUUCUCUUGGUUUAAAACAUUUAAAAAAGAAAUUAAAUACACAGUAGUGAUACUCCUACAAUGCUUACACUAAGUUGCUUGGAGUUUGCAUCAUAAGCUUAUGAACAGUCACAAAUAUAAGUAAUAACAGCCAAAAAUAUUGGAUGAUAACAGACAUUUGAUUUUAAGAGUUGGCAUUUCUGCUUUUAUGAUACCAGUGCAUCAUCAUUCAUGUGUACACAUUAAUUUAUUAUGCCAUCAUCACUCUGGUCUGCAUUUAUCAUUUUGGAUUUGGACUGCAGUAUCAAUAUAGGUGCAGCUAUUGCAAUAAUACACAGUGUUAUAUUAUUUGUAUCCAGAGUAUAUGGUAGGAUUGAUUCCUCUCCAUGGUCCCUAUCAAGCUGUAUCAGUCCGAUCAGUACUCCACGUCUGAUACACCACAGACUGGCAUUGAUUGGGCCAAAUCUAGCCUGUCUGAAGGGACCAAUUUCAAUACUCCCUUACAUGUCAGUUUGACUGUUCAUAUGUUAUGCCAGGACUAUAAACACCAUGUCAAUAUCUGGUUUACUUUGGAAUACUUGGGUUUCAUGAAAUUAAACACGUUUUUAUAAUUCAAGCAUCUAGUGUAAAUAAACUUCAUCAUUGGUGCACAUAUUUGUAUUUGAUUUUGAAGGCCAUGGUCAAUUCCAGGAAUAUAUUUAUAGUGGUCAUCAGAUGGGUUUUUUUAAAGCAUACAGUCUUAAUACUCACGCAGACAAGUUGACACAUCUCGCAACAUCACACUUGCACCACAUAUUUAAAUUUAAUGCACCACCAAAUUUAAUGCAAGUCGUACCAGCUCUGAUGAUUCCACAUACAAUUUCCAAAGUAGCUUUUUUUAUGUAGUGGUUGGUCCAUCAGGCUAUUUCUCAUUCCAGCUAGUGCACCACAACUGAUAUAUCGAAAGUCAUGGUAUGUGCUAUCCUGUCUGUGGGAUGGUGCAUGUAAAAGAUCCCUUGCUACUAAUGGAAAAAUGUGGGU
Molecule: messenger RNA, 5552 nt
Organism: Gigantopelta aegis
Lineage: Eukaryota; Metazoa; Mollusca; Gastropoda; Neomphalida; Peltospiridae
Product: chromosome-associated kinesin KIF4A-like
Exons: 30
Coding region: 281-3868 (1195 amino acids)
Biological process (GO): microtubule-based movement; mitotic spindle organization
Molecular function (GO): microtubule binding; ATP binding; microtubule motor activity
Source: RefSeq, a predicted model, not a curated record